Prionailurus viverrinus (fishing cat) is the source of this 4104-nucleotide messenger RNA. Its product is annotated as very low-density lipoprotein receptor-like. The coding region runs from base 111 to 3992 and encodes 1293 amino acids. Gene Ontology annotation, molecular function: calcium ion binding; protein binding. The transcript is spliced from 18 exons. Lineage: Eukaryota; Metazoa; Chordata; Mammalia; Carnivora; Felidae. The record is from RefSeq and is a predicted model, not a curated record.
CCUGAAAGGAGAGAACAGUUUGCCGAAAUUCGAAGCCAUUAGACGAUGGGCCAACGCAGCACAUCUAAUCUAAGGAUCUAGGCUUUGAGUCCAUCUCCCUGCUUGUCCCGAUGAGGUGGAGAAAUGGCACUACCCCACCGUCACGUGGUUUUGGAGGAGGGGGACAAUGGGAGCACAUCUCUGUUGCUGAAACCUUAGGGACUGAUUUCCUGAAGCAACUGUUUAUUCUAGAUCCUGAGUUGGAAGGGGCAGCCACAGACGGCCCCCCCGCCCUUCUUCCGGCGCCCCCUCUGCUUUGCCCCCAAUCCUCUGUCCCCUGUCAGAACGGGGAGGAAUGCGUCUCUCAGGAGUACCUCUGCGAUGGCAAACGGGACUGUCAGGAUGGCUCGGAUGAAGGGAACUGUUCCCACUUCUGCAACAGACCAGGAGUCUUCCAGUGUCUGAACAGAAACCAGUGCAUUGAGGGCAAGUACCACUGCGACGGGGCUCAGCAGUGCUCUGAUGGGUCCGAUGAGCUGGACUGCUGGGAGCCCACUGAAGAUUGUUCUUUGCGUUGUGACAACAAGACCCGCUGUAUCCCUAAGAGCUGGCUGUGUGAUGGCAACCCAGACUGUUCUGACAGGAAAGACGAACAAGGAUGUAUUCAUGCAAAAUGCAGCACACCUGAAUUUCGAUGCAAGAGCGGCCAGUGCAUAUCUAAUUUUCUGCGCUGUGAUGGCAAUCAAGACUGCCUGGACCACUCUGACGAAGAGGGCUGUCCUGUUGAUUUGCCUCCGCGGUGCCCGUCAGGGGAGGUGAGGUGCCGGAGGAGUGGAGAGUGUGUGUCAGCAGAGUGGCUAUGUGACCGUGACGUAGACUGUGAAGAUGGAACCGACGAGAAGGACUGUGACCCCGAGGAGCUUCGCUGUGGCUCCAGGCAGUGGUCCUGUGCCAGCGGGGAGCGGUGCGUGCCUGACGCGUGGCGCUGUGACGGGCAGAGAGACUGCGGGGACGGCAGUGACGAGGCUGGGUGCCCCCCUGAGAAGUGCCAGAGUUCUGAGUUCCAGUGCGGCUCCCGUGCCUGCCUCGACCUCCGCCUGGUGUGUGACGGGAAGGAGCACUGUCCCGAUGGCUCCGACGAAGGUGGACAGUGUGCGUGGCCAGCAUGCAGCCGAGCGCGGUGUUCCCACGCCUGCUACCAGUCCCCGCACGGGCCUGUAUGUGCUUGUGAGCGAGGCUUUGAGCUGGAGAGCAGCGGCCAAGUCUGCAAGGACGUGGAUGAGUGCCAGAAGCCAGGUGGUCAGCCUUGCAGUCAGACCUGUGUCAACACCGAGGGCUCCUAUGGCUGCACCUGUCACCCUGGCUACUCCCUGGAGCCUGAUGGCCAUACCUGUAAAGCAGCAGGUACCGAACCAAUCCUGCUUGUGGCAAUUCAGUUCAGCCUACUCCUCUAUGGCUUGAGGAGCUUGAAGGAAGAUAUUCUGGCAACCGUAGACAAGAACAUGAUGAUUUUCUCUAUUGACUAUGACUUAGUGGGGCAGAAGGUCUUCUGGACGGAUGUCGGUACGGAAAGUAUUAAGUGGAUAAGUAUGGACACCAAGAAGAAAGGGACCAUGGUGAAAGGGAUAAGGUCAGACUGUAUAGUGGUCGACUGGAUCGGAAGGAAUCUGUACUGGGUGGAUGGGACAGCUGGCCAGAUUUUGGCAAUUCGGCUGACUGCUGUCUGGAGAGGAAAAUCUGAGCACACGAUUGUCCUGGAUGAUGACGUGACUCAACCACAGUCUUUGGCUUUAGAUCCCCUAAACGGGUUAAUGUACUGGUCUGAAAUUGGAGGAGAACCUCAAAUAGAACAAGCCGGGAUGGAUGGUAGCAGCAGAAAAGUACUCAUCGAUCAAGGUCUUGGCUCGCCAACCAGCAUAGCGCUUGACCAGUUUAGCUGGAAGAUAUUCUGGUCUGAUGACAAAUUUCACUGUAUUGGCUCUGCUAAUCUAGAUGGCACUGGUAUUACUAUGCUGCAGCUAACUCGAAUCAAGAGCCCCUUUUCGGUCGCUGUGUUUGAAGAUGAAGUCUUCUGGUCUGAGAUGAAGACGAGAACUGUACAACGCAUGAAGAAGACAACAGGCAAGGACAGGGCUGUCCUCAUCAAGCGUUCUGAACAGCCGUACGGACUCAAGAUCAUGCAUGAAGUGCUCCAGCCCAAGUCUACCAAUCCUUGUCUGGACGCUGGAUGUUCUCACUUGUGCCUUCUGAGCCCACGCCCCAAGGGAAGCUGUCGUUGCCCAGUUGGACUCCUGCUCGCAGACGAUGGCACCACCUGCGUUCCACUCGAGGAGUCUGCAUUUAUGUUCCUUGUGUUGCCCACAGUUAUCAUGCAGAUUUAUCUGAAAAAUCUAGAAGCGUUACUAGGACAGCCAACUUUACCAGAACAUAGGAUACUUCCCUUUGCCACUGUGAACCAGCUUGCAUCCUUGGACUACCUAGUCCAAGAAAAGGCUCUCUACCUUUCAGAGUUGGAUAAUGGUGAUAUCAGGCUACUGAGGCUCAAAGAAUCUGGAAAACUCUCUUGGAGGAAAAUCCUAUCCGUGGAGGGGACCGUGAUCGACUUUGCUGUGGACUGGUUGAGUGGAAACAUAUAUUGGAUUGACAGUGAGAAUCCCCACAUCAAUGUAGCUUCCUCAGAAGGUCAGUGUCCCACUGUCCUGUUCAGUGAAAACCUCUACCAUCCUGCCUCUGUUGUGCUCCACCCACCCUCUGCAGUCAUGUGCUUUGUGGACCUGGGUUCCCAGGAGGAUGGUGGGCGUGGGGCCAGCAUUGAAUGUGCCUCCAUGGACGGCAGCAGGAGGAAGGUGCUGUGGCAGAAAUCCCAGGUCCCUGCAGGCCUGACCUUUUCGGAUUCGGGGACCCGAGUGUACUGGGCUGACACUGGGAGAGGACUCAUAGAAAGUAUUCAACAAGAUGGCUCUAGAUACAGAGUAGACCGCAGAGGAAUUGAGGGCCUUAACCUCUUUACAUAUGGCCAAGGCAUGAUGUUCUGGACAACAGUUGAUGAUGCCCAAAUCACUAAGGUUUGGUACAGCAAGGCAGAACUUUCUGAAAACCGGUGGUUCCAAACAGACCAGAAGAUUGUGGAUUUAAAAGUUUCCAGCAAACUUAGUCAACAGGGUAGUAACAGCUGCUCAAAGGACAACGGAGGGUGCAGCCAUAUCUGUUUGCCAAACCCUGAAGGACCGACUUGUAAAUGUCCCAGUGGGUACUACUUGGCUAACAUAAGCAGAUGUAUUAAAGCUGUCCAGUGCUCUGAGCCAUCACAAUCCUGUCAGGAUGGUCAGAAGUGCAUUUCCAUGAAGCAAGUUUGUGAUGGUCAUGCUGACUGUCUGGAUGGAUCUGAUGAAAUGGGCUGUACCUAUCCAGAUAAAACCCAUUCAGCACCAACAUCGAAAAAUGCAGAGGCCGGUAAAAGGUGGACCCUAAAAGCUGAGCUACCUCUCCAAGCUACUGAGUCUCCCAAGGCUAGAUAUCCGGGGCCAGAAGGGAUGAAUUAUCCUCUCAGAAAAACACCCAUCCCUCCAAUUUCUGCUAGAGAAAGCAAGACCUCAGAGACCAAGGGAAAAGGCGAGCCUGUUCAUCCCAAGGACUCACAGAGGGCAAAACAUCUGCCGUGUAGCACCGACUACUGUAAUGGGCGGGGAGUCUGUACAGUGGUAGGAGAGCUGAGAAAGUGCAGCUGUCUGAUGGAAUAUGGUGGAGAGUUCUGUGAAGAGCCAGCACGUGGACCCGCCCCUGGCCACAUCGCCCUCGGCGUAACCAUUGCCUUAUCAGUUGUCCUGGUAGCUCUGGGAGCAUUUGUCUAUUUCAGAAGAGAACACAAAUUAAAAAGAAAUAGUACAGCAGCAUCAAGAAAUAUGACCCACCAUAAUGAAAAUGGCCAAGAAGAGGAAAAUCUAAUGAAUAGUGAGACUUUUGUCAAUGAAGCCUAUGAUGAGCAGGAACUGUUAACUUUACAAACUGACUAACCUGAUGAAUACAGGAGCUGGAACAUCUCAAUAAAAAUGGUUUAUACAUUGUAUUGUGUGCUGUUUUAACAUCUGCAACUUACUGUAACUGCAUGUGCUAAAAUGGUAAUUU